CACACUGGUUGUCGAAACGUAAACAAUCUUGCGGCAACACGUGCAUUUAUUUGUCCUCUUUUUAUUAAAUAAAACCCUUCUUAAUAAUGGAAUUAUUCACAGUCAAUAGAUAUACAGAGGAUUUAAAGAAGCCCAAGGCUGACACCCAAGACACCAACAAUGAGGAUGAAAUCCUUCAAAAACUCCUUCAAAAAGCUGCGAAACGCAAGAGGAAACACAAGGAAAGUGAAGUUAUUGCCGCGGCCGUCCAGGAAGAUCUUGUCCCAGAGGAGGAGGAACCCAAAACUAAGGAGGAGCCCGCAGAAGCACUUGAAAAACCCCACGAGGUAGCUGAGGAACAGGAUGUGCCCUCCAAUGAGUUCCAAGUUCUCGGUGGCGAUGGCUCGGCGGCCAAGAAGAAAAAGGUGGAGAUGCAGCUGCCCAGUUGGCUGGCUCAUCCCACAAUCAUCGAAGGUGGUAUCCUUCAGCCCGACGAGGAGAUACCCGCUUCAGAGGCCAUUGAUCAGCUUGACUACUUGGAAAAGUCCACCUGUUUGGCUCUCAAGCAGAUGAAGAUCAAGCGCCUGUUUCCUGUCCAACGGCAGGUCAUUCCCUGGAUCCUGGAGGCGCACGCCAAGCCAGCCCCUUUCCGUCCCCGGGACAUUUGUGUAUCUGCUCCCACAGGCAGUGGAAAAACCCUGGCCUUUGCCAUACCAAUUGUCCAGCUUUUAGCGCAACGUGUCGAGUGCAAAAUUAGGGCCUUGGUUGUUCUACCUGUGGCAGAGUUGGCCCUGCAAGUUUACCGGGUCAUCAGUGCGCUGUGCAGCAAAACGGAGCUGGAGGUUUGCCUACUGUCAAAGCAACACAAGCUCGAGGAUGAACAGGAGAAGCUGGUGGAGCUGUACAAGGGCAAGUACUAUUCGAAGGUGGACAUUGUGGUCACCACACCAGGUCGUCUGGUGGACCAUUUGCAUGCCACCAAAGGCUUUUGCCUGAAGAACCUCAAGUUCCUGAUCAUUGACGAGGCGGACAGGAUAAUGGAUGCCGUUUUCCAAAACUGGCUUUAUCACCUGGACAGUCAUGUCAAAGAGACCACCGACCAGUUGCUGGCCGGCACUCAAGCACCUCUUUGCUAUGCAGAACUUCAGUCCAGCUUUGGCAAGCAGCCGCAUAAGCUCCUAUUCUCAGCCACACUCUCCCAGGAUCCGGAGAAGCUUCAGAACCUACGACUCUUCCAGCCGCGUCUAUUCACCACCGUCUUUACCAUGCCCGUGAUAAAGGAUCUAAAUGGUGAAGAUGAAAAUAAGGAAACAAAUUCAGAUCACGGACAAUUUGUGGGCAAAUACACAACACCGGCAGAGUUAACCGAACAGUUCUGUGUGACGGAGCUGCGACUGAAACCGCUGACCCUGUUUGCCCUGGUUGAGAAGUACCAGUGGAAGCGGUUCCUCUGCUUUACCAACAGCACAGACCAGGCCAGUCGCCUGACAUUCGUGAUGAAACUGCUCUUUGAAGGCACCUCCACGCAAGUGGCCGAGUUGUCGGGUAACCUUUCGGCCCUCGUUCGAAAACAAGCGCUUAAGGACUUCGCAGCUGGCAAAAUAAACGGUCUAAUCUGCUCAGACGCCUUGGCGCGUGGUAUAGAUGUGGCGGACAUAGAUGUUGUACUGUCCUACGAGGUGCCUCGCCACAUCAAGACCCACAUCCAUCGAGUGGGUCGAACGGCCCGAGCGGGAAGGAAGGGUACCGCUGUCACCCUGCUCACCGAACCAGAGCAGGUGGCAUUCAAGAAAAUGCUUAACGAUGUGGGCAAAGGAUUGGGCGAAGAGAUCAGCGUUUCGCCGGACAUCGAGAUCCAGCAUGCGGUUAAUUACAAAAAUGCACUGAACGAGUUGCGUAUGUGGCAGUUUAAGGAGAAGUCUCAGAAGGCGGUGCACAAGAAGCGUGUGGCCCACCAGGCCUUGGUGCAUAAGAAACAAGAGAACUUGGUCAGCGAUCGUCCACUCACUUUGAUGGAAAAGCUGCAGAUCAAGGCGGGCGGAGCGGCGGCGGAGCCUGCCAAAAAACAAAGCGAAACUCCCAAAGUAAAAGCGCAACCCAAGGAAACCAAGAAGCAACGCAUUGCCAAAAAACGAAAGAACAUCGAGAACUAACGUUUCGGAUAACCACUUGGAAUAUGUUGUUUUAUUUAGUUUACUUUAAUAUAAUAAUGUAAAUAACCA
This is a messenger RNA of Drosophila biarmipes, 2201 nucleotides long. RefSeq names its product probable ATP-dependent RNA helicase Dbp73D (gene Dbp73D). The record is from RefSeq and is a predicted model, not a curated record. NCBI's taxonomy places the organism in Eukaryota, Metazoa, Arthropoda, Insecta, Diptera, Drosophilidae. Gene Ontology annotation, cellular component: nucleus. The transcript has 3 exons. Gene Ontology annotation, molecular function: ATP binding; nucleic acid binding. The coding region runs from base 87 to 2132 and encodes 681 amino acids.